This is a messenger RNA of Harpegnathos saltator (Jerdon's jumping ant), 6063 nucleotides long. Its product is annotated as C2 domain-containing protein 3. Gene Ontology annotation, cellular component: centriolar satellite; microtubule organizing center; centriole. The transcript is spliced from 12 exons. Bases 319 to 5475 code for a protein of 1718 amino acids. The record is from RefSeq and is a predicted model, not a curated record. Lineage: Eukaryota; Metazoa; Arthropoda; Insecta; Hymenoptera; Formicidae. Gene Ontology annotation, biological process: cilium assembly; protein localization to centrosome; centriole elongation.
UAUCUCAUUCUAACUUAUUGCACUAGUUCUGCAGUGCAGCAGAAAAGAACAAACCAAUAGUCUCACUCGACUUAUUGCACUAGUGCAACGGUGCAGAGGAAAAGAAUAGACCUUAGGAAGAGUGAAAGAAAGAGAGAAAGAGAGAGAGAGAGAGAAAGAGAGAGAGAGUAAGAGAAAGUGAGAGCGAGAGAGAGAGCGAAAGAGAAAGGGAGACAUUCUAUUCGUAUAGCUCAGAGUGCUCUUUAACCUAGCUUAAUGAUAGCUAGCUUAAUGAUAGGUUCGUGAAACGCCAGUUAUACAUCGUCUGAUGGACAACAAAUGGAUACGGAGAUAAAGUUUUGUAAGUCUCUACCGCCGUUGGUUGAAGGCAAAGUUCAUGGAAGUUUGAAGUUUCUCAUUGACGAAGUAUUUUGGAUCAAAAGAAGUCCUGGAGCUGUCACAGUGGUAGCUUCUUGGUGGGGCGAGCAUAAUAGUGCACAAUUCAGACCAAUAGAUAACACUACAAAUGUAACAAGGGCAAAUAAGGAUACAACCAAGAUAUAUGCUAUAAAAACUAAUGCGGCACUUUUUAAGGAUUAUAUUAAGAAUUGUGAAACAGUAGAGUUGGUGGUUAUCAUAGAAGAAACCCAUAAAGUUAUUGGAACAGCACAUAUAGGAGAAUUAUUUAAGAUAUUUAUAUAUAAAUCAUAUUCUCAGUAUAUUCCAAUAUUAAGUGACAGUGGCGAUAAAGUAGGGAAGAUACAUGUUUCUUUACAAUUAUUAUAUUUAGCAAAGCUUCCAAAUAUGCAAUUAAAAACGUAUGAACCUAAUAAAAAUGAAAUAAAUAGCAAUUAUUUAUUAUCUACUGUUGAUAAUUUACAAUAUAACAGAGAAAUAUCAUUACCAUCUUAUAAGAAUAUAAACGUUAAAAAAAAUCUUGUGAAACCUGUGAAGGUCAAUACAUUUGAUACAUAUAAAUCUAUACUUAAGAGAUCAGAAUUUCAUGAUUCUAAGAAGAAACUCAAUGAAAUGGUAACAGAUAAGUUAGUCACCCAGAUUGUUGCAAGAGCACAGCGACUUAGAGGAGCAAUAUUAAAAGAGACAUAUAAUGAGGAUCCUUUAACUUUGAGUGAUAGUUCAGUGAACAAUGAAUCAUAUUCAUAUACUCCAGCAGAAAAUGAAGCAAAACUUUAUGAAUAUAUCUUGGGGAAUAAAAUGACUUCUAUAGAGGAAAAAAGGGCUUUAGAUACAUUGAGAUCAACAUCUCCAACUCCAAGCUUGAUAGAUUUAGCAUCUAAAACAAUCAUAGCUUGUAAAUAUGAUGAUAUGGAUACUAGAACAAACAAAGGUCCUAUAAAAUCAAGCAUUUCUAUAGAAGAUGCAUUAGAUAAGGAUACAAUUUAUAUUGAGUCAAAAGGAAUACAUCCUCUAAAUCAUGUAGAUAGUAUAAGGAUUUUUAUUAAAUCCUUUAUAUUAAGUUCUGCAGGUUACAGACGUGCAAAAUCUACAUGUUUGCAAUAUGAUAUACCGUUAUCGCUAACAUAUUUUGUCCAAUAUGAGACAACAUUUGGAUCUACAGGACAAACGAAUAUAAAAUCUAAUAAAGAAGUUAAAUUCACGAAGGCAUAUGCUAAGAAACAAGUGGGUCAAGUGAUUCAUUUCAACUAUGAAGGUGUCUAUGGUAUAUCAAGAUAUAUUAUACAGAGAAAUUUUCCUCUAAAGUUUAAGAUAUUUGUCCAACAUUGUAAUAAAAAAUCAUCAACUGAGUUAGGAUGUGGUUCCGUGAAUAUUAAUGACAUUGCGCAUACCACAAACUUAAGUAAUAAUCAGCGUAUAACUAUUACUAACAAAGGCCUUAAAAUAGGCGAAUUAGAAGUGAUAGUAGAAUUGGGUUGUGAUCGUAUCCAUUUUGGGAAAGAAUUUAUUGAUGCUGUAAUAUCGGCGAAAGAGAAUAUCCCUGUGCUGGAAAUAAAGCAUUUAGGGAACACGAACAAUAAUAAAUAUAGAAGUGUAAUAGGAACACAUUCUUCCAAGUCUAGUAGUAAAGUCUCGCCUGUCUCUGCUAAAGGAAUUGAGUGUUUGACUAGUAAUAACAAGGAUCUGGUCACUACAAAAGAUAUAGCAGAGCACAAAGAACGAAAUUUAGAUAACAAGAAAGUUGGCACAAACAAUCCAGAAACUAUCACUAAAGAUAAGAUUUUACUUCACGGUUUAAUAUAUGUUGCUGAGGGUAAAGAUCUACCGGAAUCCAAUACCUAUUUAAUAUGUCGAGCAUUUUGGCGAGAAGAUAAAGCGACGAGUCAAAUCUGCAAUAAUACAAAAAACCCAUUCUAUCAUUUUUGUCAACUAGUACCUUUAAUUCACGGUACAGAAUUAUUGGAAAGAAUCAGAGACAAUUAUAUAAUUAUAGAAAUAUAUGGUCGACAAAAUAAUGGCGAAACAGAUAAUCUGCUGGGAAUAGCGAAAUUGCCUGUACAUCAAUUAUAUAUUGCAUACAGAGACCCACUUGUUUUACCCCACUUGUUACUGUCGAAAUAUCCUGUAAUAAGUGUGGAUGGUUGGGUUAAUAUUAACGACUUAAUAAGUGGAAAAUCUUGUGGUAAACUGCUUGCGUUGGUUGCGCUGGGUACUGCAGAACAAAUUGCGUUAUUAGAGAUGUCAAGAGGUCUAAAAGAUGCUAGUGUUAUUACGCAACAAACAUCUAGCAGACGUCAAUGCCGAAUUUCUGAUGAGACAAACUAUGCAACAAGCAGCCGAGAGAAUUCACGGUGUAAUAUUGAAGUGUCGAACAGUCUAAAGCAAUCCACUCGCGAUAAUAAUUAUACUUAUCAUAUUUAUAGUACGCCCGAUCGAAAUUUAACUAUUAGCAAUUGUAAGGAUCAAAAAAUACAAACGGAUAUUUCAGUUCUUAAGAACGGGAAGGUAUUAAAACCUCCGUUUCAAGAAGAUAUGGUCUCAUGUGGAUCAAUCGAUAGUUUGGCAAAUGUAUGUGCAUUAUGUACUAACAGAACAAGUAUAGAUAAAUCGGCUCAAACAGAAAUAAAUCAAAUAGAGGAACAAGAGGGAGACGAAGAAAAAAUAGAUAAAGAAGAGUUAUGCUUAAAUAGAUUAACUAAUAAUAUUCUCUCUGAUAAUAAUGAUAGUUGCAGCCCGGGAAAUAAUUUUCAAUUACCUACCGAAAUGUAUAGGAGUGUUGGUGUUGGUGCAGAGUACAGUGAAGAGUCAGACCAACAGGAUAUUGAUGUUCAUAAUGAUCAUUCGAGUUCAUCCGUAAUUGAGAGAAAUACAGAAAAUGAUGAAUCAAAUACUAAUAACGAUAAUCCUUUCUUUCGAGCUGUCGUAGAAAUUGAAUGCGCUUUACACUUGCCAAAAAUUGAAAGACUAAAUGAAUCUAUGGAGCCAAGUACAUAUGUUACUUUUCAAAAUUUAACUCCCAAAUCUGAUCCUAAUAGCCAAUGGAAUUCAUACAUGAUCACAAAUAUUUAUGCACAUAAUUGCAAUCCAAAAUGGAAUUGGAGAUGUGAUGCAAAGUUAUCAACAGAAUUACUUUUAAGUAAUGAAAAGAGAUUGAUUUUUAAAGUUUGGCAUUUGAUUGAUUCAAAUGCAACAGUAAUAAAUUUAGAAAAAGAUACAGUGAUUGGCUUCGCUGCUGUCGAUCUUUCGGUUCUAAUGGCAGGAUUUCCUACAGUAUCUGGAUGGUUCCAUAUUAUAAAUUUUAGUGGAAAAUGCAAUGGACAAAUUAAAAUAAAUAUAACACCUUUGGACAGUUUAUCAUCGUAUGGGAAAUUUUCAUCAAUUAGCUCUAUCAAUUUAUCUGGACAUAUUAACCAGAAUUUACCACAUGCAAACUGGUCAAAUCCACUCAAUAUAUCUUAUGGCAAUACAAAAGUAAAUAAUGGACAGCAAACAUCAUAUAUAAACUAUAACCAAACUAAAUAUGUACAAGAUAAUAAUAAGCAGGAUGAACCUACUUAUGCAGCAAAUAUUGGUCAUAGUUUAGAAAAUGUUUCAAUGUCUAUUUUGUCAUUGUCUUUGAAGCAGAAGUUGGAUGAACUAAACGAAAUCACGAAAUGUUUACAGUCACGUUUACAUGAUAUUACAAAUACUGCUUUCGAAGAUGAGUUUGAUAGUGAUUUUGAGAUCAAUGAAUCAAGUAGUGAAAAUGAGUAUAUUGACAAUAGAAAUGUCGAAACUUUUGGAUCUGUGAUGAUUGCUACACAUUCUCCUGAAACGUCACGAACUUAUAAGGAAUGCAAACUACAGAAUGAUCAAACCGGCGUGAUUAGCAAAAAACAAAUCUCUUCUUUCAUAGAAAACAAUGAUAAUCUGCAUCUUGAGUCUAUAUCCAAUCAAAGCACAAUUAUAAAUCUUGAAGCAACUAAUACUGGAUAUUCUUCAAGUUCCAAUACGCAUUCCAAUCAAUAUCCAAAGCAUUAUCAGUAUCAAAAUCCAUGUGAUUUGACAUAUAAUUAUCCAUUAGAUAACAAUCCAGCGGAAUAUCCAGCACGAGGUACUAAAAUGCAUAUAAACCAUUUGUUGAAUAAACUUUCGUUAGACUUUCCACCUAAGCCACCCGUAGAAGUGGAUAUGCCAAUAAAGAGAGACAUCAUAAAUCUAUUCACGAAAUUACGAGAGCAUCGGAAUAAUUUACAAGAUAAGAAAAAGAACAGUCGUAGUAUUAACAUUUGUUCAGUACCUACUCAGACUGAUAAUACGAGUGCGCAACAUGCUUAUUCUGACGUACCAAAUCGAACAAUUUUUAAUAUGAGCAAUGUAUGUGUCGACAAAAGCAUUUCUAGACCAAUCGAAGAAUCGCAAUCUUGUAAUAAAAUAUCGACGGUAAUACGGGAAGAAUUGGUUGCGGAAGAAAAUGAUGAUGUAGAGUGGGAUGAAUUAACAACAUAUUUAAUAAGUACCAAUAUACGUUAUAGAAACUUAGACGGUAUGGUUAACCCACUUCUUUAUCAACACUUAAUACCAGAUUUGCAAACUAUGUCCGCUAUAUCACCGGAAGAAGAAGCUAUGGAGCAACUUGAUAAUCGAUAUGCAAGAAGUUUCAGCACAGCAAUGGGCCACGGUACAAACUAUUCAACGGAGGGCAAUGCUGUACUUUCACUUGAUACGCAAACAAAAAGUCGAACAAAUUUAUUGGAACCAGAAGAGAAUACAGAACUUCUCCGUACAACACCAUCAGGAGUAUCAAGAAAUGUCAGUGGUAACAUCGAUGUGACUAUUAUACAUAAAUCUAAUGACAAUGAUUUAACAUCGAGUAAUAGUACAGAAUCGAUGAUCACUACUUCAUAUGAUAAAUUAUCGAUACAACAAGUUGAUGUAGAAACCAAGAAUUAUUGUUUAGCUAUAUCCAAAUCGUCUGUUCCUGAAAUAUCGAGACAAGCGCCUGAUGGUGGUAAUCCUGUAGAAGAAAUUAAAGCAGUAGUAAUGAAACAACAAAAUGAAGAUGUUGUUAGCAACCAAUUACAACUUUCAGAUACUUGAACACUCAUAAGUUAGAAUAUAUAAAUAUAUAAUACAUAUUUUUUUUUAGAUACAUUUUUCAUAAUAUAAUAAUUAUAUGUUCUUCAUGUAAUACAUAAUUACGCUAUAAAGAAUUUAUAUAAAUUAAUAUUUAGGUUCCUGAUUCUUCACUGUAAUAAUAUUAAAUUAUACAUCGAAAACUUAAAAUUUUGUGAGUGUAUGUGCGUGUGUGUGUGUGUGCGUGUGUGCGUGCGCGCGCGCAUGUGCGUAUGUGUCUAAAGGAGGUCUUAGGGGGAAUCUUGAUGUUAAGAAUAUCUUAAAUAGUUUUUUACAGGAUCAUUUUAACGUUUCGAGUUGCAGUUCGUGUUAAUAUUUCCUUCUCUUUUGCUUUAAAGGAAUAUAUAACCCAACUAAUUAAAGAGAUAUGUGUAAAUUGGUUUUAAUAUUUUAGUAUUAAAAGUAUCAUUUAUGAACUGUUUUAACUCGAAACUUUCCUGUUGACUGACAAUGUAUACGUAAUUAUAUCUAAUAUAAAACACUGACAUUGUAUUAUUAUGGGAAAUACUUAAACAGUUAUAUUAUUUGAAAUAUAUACUACAUAUACAAUAU